Molecule: messenger RNA, 3037 nt
Organism: Labrus mixtus (cuckoo wrasse)
Lineage: Eukaryota; Metazoa; Chordata; Actinopteri; Labriformes; Labridae
Gene: hp1bp3
Product: heterochromatin protein 1, binding protein 3
Exons: 13
Coding region: 272-2167 (631 amino acids)
Biological process (GO): nucleosome assembly; heterochromatin organization
Cellular component (GO): nucleus; nucleosome; chromosome
Molecular function (GO): nucleosome binding; DNA binding; structural constituent of chromatin
Source: RefSeq, a predicted model, not a curated record
CCCGCAAGCGUGUUGCGUUUUUUUCUCCGCUUUGCAACUGGAAAUGAAUUUUAUCUAUCUUCCUUGUGCGACGCCAUUACUGUGUGUGUAAACCAAACCGACAAAAUGGCGAAAUUUACGAAUAUUUUUGGCAACUCAUCUUCUGGCUCGUGUGGAAAUGAUUGAAAAUUUAUUGGCACGUAAUGGCGGAUGAGCCGGAGAUAAAUGAACAGUCACUUAGGUGGUGAACGCAAGCGAAAUCCGAUGCACAUUUUUCUUCUGUUUGGAGAUAAUGGGCCCCAAUGAAUUAAGUAAAUCUCGUGUAAUGCCGAUUCGCCGAGCGCCAGCGACUGCGACCCAGGAGAAGGCCCCCCCCUCCGCCGCUGCAGAGAAAGAGCCUGAAGCAUCCUCAGAGGAGUCCCCCUCUGCCGACGAGGAGCCGGCGGCAUCCUCGGCCGCCACUGCAGACGUCGAGGAAGCCAAGAGUGCAGCCGAGACGGAGCCCACAGAGAAUGGAGAGAAGGCAGACGAAGAAGAAGCGGUGGCAGAGAAAGAAGGCGAAGCGAGCGAGAAGAAAGAUGACAAAUGCAAGGACUGCGCGGCUGGACAGUGUGCAACACACUGCUAUGUUCUCCUACUAAGGCUGAAGGAUGGCUACAAGUACGAGAAGUCCAAAACCAAAAGGGUGAAACGGACGAUUCCUGCGUGGGCUAGUGUCACCGGCAGCAAAAAGGUUCCCGUUACCAACUUUGCAGGAACUCAGCACAAAGUGGAUAAUAUCCUCAUCGAAGCCAUUACGGCUUGUAACGACAGGUCUGGGGUUUCGUACCAGUCUGUCAUGAAAUAUAUCCUUAAAAAAUACCCCGAGAUGGAGCUCGACAGGAAGAAGUUUCUCAUCAAGAAAGCCAUGAAGAAACAUCUGGACAAGGGGACCAUCAAACAGCUGAAGGGUAAAGGCCUUUCGGGAACCUUUGCCAUUGGGAAGCAGACGGCCUCAUCAAAGAAAGCAGCACAGAAGCUGGAGCCUCUGGGAGACGCUCUUCCUCUCAUCAUCACUCGGCUCUGUGAGCCCAAAGAGGCCUCCUACAACCUGAUCAAGAAAUACCUGGAGCAGCACUUCCCCAGCCUCAACAUCGAGAACAGGCCAGACGUCUUGAAAGCAGCUCUGGUGAAGGCAGUAGAGAAAGGACACCUGGAGCAGAUCACUGGGACCGGAGCCAGAGGGACUUUCCAGCUCAAGCGUACUGGUAACCAGGUGCUGCUGAAGGGUGGAGCCGUGGAGGACGCCAUCACAGCCGCCAUCACAGCCAUGAACGAACCUAAAACCUGCAGCACCACCACCCUCAAAAGAUAUCUAGUAGACUCCAAUAAAGACAGAAAGGAGUAUCAGUUAGUAAGGAAUCUGAGGAACACUCUGUCGAAGUGUAAAGUACUCGGCUGGAUGGAGCAGAUCACCGGUCACGGCUUCACAGGGACCUACAGGCUCUCGUUCCCUUUCUACCCCAGCCCCACCAUCCUGUACCCGGAAAAGUUCAACGAGCCGACCAAGAAAAACUCUACACCUGCGCCCAAGCGGAGGCGUAUGGCUGACUCCUCUGACGAGGAAGAGUCAGAAGAAGAAGAGUCAGAAGAAGAGUCUGAGGACGAAGCUCCAGCCCCCAAGAGGAAAGCUCAGAAGAGGCCUCCCCCCAAAGCUCGCCGUCCUCCACCAGCCAAGAAAUCUCCGAGUGCUAGUCAGUCAAAAGCUAAAGGCAGAGGACGCCCCAUCGCAAAGAAGUCUCCCGCCAAGAAAGUGGUGUCAUCAGGCAAGAAAAGGGGCAGACUGUCAGCAGCAGCUAAGAAGGAAACCACAACGCCAUCUAAAGCCACGCCUGUGAAGAGAGGAUCUCCAGCAAAAAAGCCUAAAACACCGGCCGUCAAAAAGCUGACCAAAAGGGGCUCGACGCGACGUUCUUACAGAGAGUCAUCUCCUGAAGAGGAUGACGUCCCAAAGGAGACGACAAAGAGCCGGUCUAGGCGAUUUAAGCCUGACGAGUCGCCCAAGGAGGAGCCUGCAGCUAAAAAGCCAGCGACCAAAGGGGCAUCAAGGCGGAGCGAGCCUGAAGAGUCUUCCCCUAAAAAGCCCGCAGUGAAAAGGGGAGCGAAAGGCAGGAAGCAGACGGGUCGCAAGACCAAGAGAGGGAAAUAAUGAGCCCAGGAGCGCCUUCCACGAACUGGGCCACUUUGUUUCAGUGCUCUCUCUCUCUCUCUCUUUUUAUCAUUUUCUCCCUUUUUAACAGGGCAGUAGUUUUUUUUAUUUCUAUUGUAGAAUAAGAAUGUUAUCCUCCCAGUUGAGUUUACUGUACAUUGAGGGGUUCUGAAUUUCCUUUUUAAUCACCGUGUGUAGAAAAGCUCAAGUUAGUGUUGCCGUAAAAACAGCUGCCAGGUAAGGGAAAGCAUAGUAUAAUCUGACAAACUGUAACUAGAGCCAUGUAGUGACCUCUGUUUUAAUAUGAUAUUUUUCCUCAUCUCCACUUCAGGUGCUCAAAGCACAUGUUCCUUAUCCACAAGAGAAGUGCCAGUGUUUUGGACAAUUGUAAUGAAGUAAAAAAAAAUAAUGGUUGAAAAGAUAAACAUGUUUUACUAAUUAAAUAAGAUUUUAUGAAAACUCAAUCCUAAGGUUGUUCUGUGUUAUGACAUUUAAACAUGUCGGCCUUCGAGCUCUAUCAGAAUCUCCACUUUUAGUCAAACGUUUGACAAACAACACUAAAAUGUUUCUUUUGAACUAAAAGACUUGCGGUAACAAAAGCUUCAUCCUCUGUUAGAUCCUCAACCUGACAGUAUUCAUUCAUGAAAUGGUCACAUUUGGGGACAAGUGUCUUUUUUUUUUUAAUGUUUGUGUAAACAGGCAUUUACACACAUGGAUUUUAUUGCUUCACAGCUGUAAUUCAGUACCAAACUGUAAGACGUGUGUUGUUAAAAAGAAAAAGGUUCUAGCUCAUACAUACCCUGCAUGCAUGUACUCCUUGUGUUGUUAAGCUUUUUUUCCAAGUCAUUAAUAAAAUGGCUAUAUUUGUAA